UCUCGGAUCAGCGACGCACACUUAGCGGACACAAUGAUUGGCAAAGCAGUGGAGCACAUGUUUGAGACAGAGGAUGGCUCUAAAGAUGAGUGGAGGGGGAUGGUCUUGGCACGGGCACCUGUCAUGAACACAUGGUUUUACAUCACCUAUGAGAAAGACCCUGUCUUGUACAUGUACCAGCUCCUAGAUGAUUACAAAGAAGGCGAUCUCCGCAUCAUGCCUGAUUCUAAUGAUUCGCCUCCAGCAGAAAGGGAGCCAGGAGAAGUUGUGGACAGCCUGGUAGGCAAGCAAGUGGAAUAUGCCAAAGAAGAUGGCUCGAAAAGGAUUGGCAUGGUCAUCCACCAAGUAGAGGCCAAACCCUCUGUCUAUUUCAUCAAGUUUGAUGAUGACUUCCAUAUUUACGUCUACGAUUUGGUGAAAACAUCCUAGAUGUCAUCACAAGCUUUGCCAAAUUUGUGGAACUAUUAAAUGUAUAAUUUGUAGACAUAAA
Messenger RNA from Alexandromys fortis (reed vole), 490 nucleotides. Its product is annotated as spindlin-1-like. Gene Ontology annotation, cellular component: nucleoplasm; cytosol. Gene Ontology annotation, biological process: regulation of DNA-templated transcription; gamete generation. The transcript has a single exon. NCBI's taxonomy places the organism in Eukaryota, Metazoa, Chordata, Mammalia, Rodentia, Cricetidae. Bases 34 to 429 code for a protein of 131 amino acids. The record is from RefSeq and is a predicted model, not a curated record.